AUGACUCUCUCUACUGAUGUGGACAGUGUCCCUGGCACCAUCCAUCUCGUCGACUUGGACCACUCCAUGCGCGCUCAGCAUGCUCAAGGUGGUGAUAUUGUUCUCGAUCCCUCCCCUUCAUCUGACCCCGAUGAUCCGCUCAACUGGAGUCCUCGGCGCAAGCUGAUGUCAACUAUUUGCGCGAACCUGUAUACGUGGUGGACUGGCGUUGCUGUCUCUACGGUGUACUCGGUCCUAGUACCCUUGAGCGUGCAAUCAGGCGUGUCCAUUUCUACCCUCAAUGAGGGAACUGGGUACAUGUUUCUAUUUCUAGGCUGGGGUCUCCUCUUCUGGCAGCCUUUCGCACUACGAUUCGGAAAACGCCCAGCGUAUCUGCUUUCUGUUCUUGGAGCCAUCGGCACUAGUAUUUGGAGUGCCUAUGUCAAGAGCAACGGAGAAUGGAUCGCAAGAUGCAUUCUCAUGGGAUUCUUCAUUGCACCUAUUGAGGCCCUCCCAGAAAUAUCAGUGACCGACAUUUAUUUCACCCAUCAACGAGGCACUUACAUGGGUCUAUACGCUUUCUCACUUGCAGGGUCGAAUUAUGCAACUCCCAUCGCUUGUGGCUGGAUUGCUGAGGGUAUUGGUUUCAAAUGGGUAUUCUACCUCCCUGCCAUAUUCCUCGCAGUUCUCUUCGUGUUUCUUUUCUUCUUCAUGGAAGAGACCAAUUACUAUCGCAAGGCAUCUGGCAUUGUGUCCGAGACUUCGUCUCCACCUCCGGAGGCCAUUCUCGGAGAAGACGCAGAGAAGAAUCCAACCGUCGGCAAGACCAUUACCAGCACUGAGAACGGUGAAAUUCAUGGCGCCCCAAAGACAUAUAUGCAGAAGUUGUCGAUCUGGACCCCUCACCCCGGCCAGGGCAUGUUCUCAAGGGCAAUCCGGAGUCUGAAGUACCUUGGCUGGCCCGUCAUCUUCUACGCCGGGUUCUCCUACGGCUCGUACUUGAUCUGGUUCAAUGUCCUCAACGCCACUGCCUCCAUUAUUCUAGGUGGCGCCCCGUACGGUUUCAGCGCGUCUAUGGUCGGUACCAGCUACGUUGCCUGCGUGAUCGGCGUCGUUGCCGCAUCAUUACUCUCAGGCCCAGCCAGUGACUGGCUGACGAUCAAAUUGGCUCGACGAAACAACGGCAUCAUGGAAGCUGAGCACCGACUGUGGCCCUUUGCCCUCUGUGUGAUCGUCGUGCCCGCCUCGCUCAUCCUGUGGGGUGUCGGUGCCGCACAUAAGAUCCAUUGGUUUGGACUGAUCUUCAGUAUGGCUACACUCGCGUUCAGCGUCACCAUGGGUGUCUCGCUCAGUGUCAAUUAUAUGAUUGAUAGUUAUCACGACAUCAGUGGUGAUGCGAUUGUGACGGUCAUUAUUGUGCGAAACACCAUGUCUUUUGCUAUCAGCUAUGGUAUUACUCCAUGGUUGACCGACCUCGGCUACCAGAAUUGCUUCAUUUCAGCGGCAUUCGUCGGUAUGGCCGCAUCUUCCGCGUUUCUGAUCAUGAUCUUCUUUGGCAAGGGCUUCCGUGUUCGAAGUGCUGCCAGGUAUCGGGAACUGGUUGCUGCUAAUACUGCCAUCGCUGAGGGCAAGUGA
Exophiala bonariae is the source of this 1614-nucleotide messenger RNA. RefSeq lists its product as uncharacterized. Gene Ontology annotation, biological process: transmembrane transport. Gene Ontology annotation, molecular function: transmembrane transporter activity. NCBI's taxonomy places the organism in Eukaryota, Fungi, Ascomycota, Eurotiomycetes, Chaetothyriales, Herpotrichiellaceae. The record is from RefSeq and is a predicted model, not a curated record. The transcript is spliced from 8 exons. Bases 1 to 1614 code for a protein of 537 amino acids. Gene Ontology annotation, cellular component: plasma membrane.